AUGCAAGAUGAUGAGGAUGAUGUGAAGAAAAAGAAAAAAGAAAAUAGACAAUACUUUAAUGACCCAGAUGAGGUAUCAAUAGAUGUCUCUUCAGUUGAUAUAUUUUCUCUGGCAAGGCAUGGUAGAUUUCAGCAAUUGAAAAAAAUACUUGAACUAGGAGUUGAUCCCAAUUCUAAAGAUAAAUUCGGGAACACCAUUCUCAUUGUAGGAGCCUAAAAUGGCAAUAAAAGUAUUGUGAAAUUAGCCUUGAGAUUUGGAGGUCACAUUAAUAUGACAAAUUGCCAAGACAUGAUGACAUUGUCUAUACAUUCGAUUACAACAAGAGCUGGGCCUAUGUAAAGUGCUGACCAAACUGAUAUGGAACCAGAUUUUGCCUAAAGUGAUUUUGAGACCAAAAGAAAAGAAAUAUAAUUAAUAGAAAGUGAUUUUGAUUCUGACAAGAUGAAAGCUGAAAUUAUCUAAUAGGCUAGAGAAGUUAUGGAGGUCUAUAAAACUAUAUAGAAGGAUAUUAAUUUGCUAGAUGAUGAUUAUAAUAAAGAUGAGGACUAGUUAUUUAAUGAGCUCAGAGAUAUUUAAAAUAGGAAUAAGGACUCAAUUAGAAAGUACAAAGAGACCAAGUAAACUGCUGCUAUUGUAAAAGAAUAAUUAAGCAGUGUUUUAAAUAGCUUUGAUUGA
This is a messenger RNA of Stylonychia lemnae, 675 nucleotides long. Lineage: Eukaryota; Ciliophora; Spirotrichea; Sporadotrichida; Oxytrichidae. The record is from the annotation of a GenBank genome assembly.